CAAUUCUUCCGGAUUUUUGAUAAGUUGAAUAUAAUCGAUCCGGUGUUUUAAUUUAAGGAUAUUUUAUUAUUCGUUUUCUGAAGUAAGGUUGUUCACAUCUUUGAUCGGAUUUAAACUUGAAAAGAGAAAACCACACGGACCCUAUAUAUAUAUGAAUAAUCCAUUACCGGAAUAUAUUCGAAUCUUGUCUUCUGAUAUGGACGCAUGAAGACUUGAAGAUCAAGAACAAACGUCUUUACAACCAAAGACAAUAUGAACUUAAAGAUCAAUAUAUUGGUUCUGAUUUUACUUCUGUUUGUGUCAAGAAAUUCAGGCGUACAAGGAAAAGCUGUUCGAUGUCUGGGAACGAAUUCAGCUUUCUCUAUCGCCGAAGAUCGUUUGGACCAUUUGAAUAAACUUGUUAUCAGAUAUACUAACUGCACGAUUGUUCAAGGAAAUCUCGAAAUAUCCGGGUUAGAGAAUCCGAACAUCGAUGCCUCAUUCCUUAAAGAUAUCGAAGUUGUUACCGGAUAUGUUUUAAUCGCCAUCAACUAUCUUCCUUACAUUCCUCUUGAAAAAUUGAAGAUCAUCCGAGGUCAAGAAUUACAUGGGCCCAACAAACUCGCACUCAAUGUUGUUUUUAAUUAUGAUAAAUAUCAACCAAAUCUUGGAUUACGCCAGAUUGGAUUCAAAUCUCUGACUGAAAUUCAAAGAGGAAAUGUUUCUAUCGUCCAGAAUACAAAAAUGUGUUUCUUGGACACCAUUAAUUGGUCGGACAUAAUGAAUCCUGCUGCUAAGAAACGAGACGGCUGGAGAGUCACCAUAAACAACACUGUCGAUCAUAUUGCAGUCAAAUGUCCGAAAUGUCACGAAUCUUGCAAUGGCAGAUGCUGGGGUGAAGGUGCAGACAUGUGCCAAACAUUAACAAGUACAAUUUGUCAUGAAAAUUGUGGAGAUGCGAGAUGCAGAGGUCCCGGUAGAGACGAUUGUUGUGACAGAGAAUGUGCUUGUGGUUGUACCGGAUCUACUGAUAGCGAUUGCAUUGCAUGUCUUCAUAUGAAUAACAGUGGAGUUUGUCAGCAGAGUUGUCCGCCACAAUUUAUCUACGACCAGCAAACAUCAAGACAUGUUCCGAAUCCAAACUUCAAAUAUCAUUUUAACGAAUAUUGUGUGAAUAAAUGUCCAGAUAACAUGUUAGUGGAGGAAAAUGGUUGCGUAAAACAUUGUAGGAAAGGUCGACACAACAAUGGCCUCGGAGUCUGUGUGACUUGCACAAGUAACGAAUGCAAUAAAGAAUGUUUUGGUGUCGGGAAUCCAGACGGUCCAUUAAAUAAGAGUGAAACGGUGGAUUCGAAGAAUGUUCAUUUUUUUGAAGGAUGCAAUAUUGUUCGAGGAAAUGUGAUUUUUCAAGCUUAUGCUUUUACUGGGGAUACACAUACGGACACACCACCGAUGACAGCAAAGCAGAUUUUGAAAGCGUUUUCGGCGGUAAAAGUCAUCAAUGGUUAUUUAAAAAUUCUUAGUUGGCCUGAAGAACUGGAAGAUUUUGGUGUAUUUUCGGAGCUGACUACAAUUAUGGGAAUCGAUUUAUUUCGUGAAGUUGCAAGUCUUUUAAUUCAAGACAGUAUCACGGAUCAUGGACCUUUCCAUUUAUCACAAGUAAAGCGUCUUGGAUUCAAGUCACUUACCAGCAUCAAUUAUGGGAACGUAUAUAUCGGAUACAUGAAACAACUGUGUUAUCAGGAUAAAGUAAACUGGACAACAAUUAUAAAAAGUCCCGUGAUACACAGAAGUUUUGAAAACGGUUUGCUGCUCAGAGCUAACGGUGCAAAUUGUGAAAACGAAACUUGUAAUGCUGCUUGCUCCGUCAAUGGAUGCUGGGGACCUGGAGCAGAUGAAUGCUUGGGAUGCAGAAACCUUACUUAUAAUGAUGAAUGCAGAACAGAAUGUGACAAAAGUCUCGGAAUAUACAGAGAUGGUGAUACUUGCAAAGCAUGUGAUGCUCAAUGUAAAGACACUUGCGUAGGUGCCGGACCUAGUAACUGCACAGCAUGCAAGCAUCUGUCUUACGGAAGCAUUUGUGUACCCAUGUGUCCUCCAACUAUGUAUGGAGACCCGAUAACAAAAAAAUGCAUGACUUGUAAUUCUACUUGUUUCGGACAGAAAGAUCCGGAUGGAACACCAAUGUGCUCGGGCCCAAACAGCACCCUUGGUCCAGGAGGUUGUCAAUAUUGUUCAAUGGUUAUGGCAGACAGAGAUCUCACCAUACACGAGUGUUUACCAAGUUAUGAAACAGAGUGUCCAGAAGCUCAUUUUGUUUUCAAAAACGGAUUGAAGGGAACAGAACAGGCUUGUGUUCCAUGUGUUAAGCAUUGCACAAAUUGCACCGGUGCAUCCGAAACUGAUUGUCUGCAUCCACUACCGGUGAAGAGUGACACUGCAAUUGUCAUGGCUGUAGUUGUAACUAUCGUCGCUCUUGGUCUCGUAUGCUUGAUUGGAUUCUUGUUCCAUCACAGACGUCAGAAGAUAAGAAGAAAGAGACAGAUGUCAAUGAGAGCUCUAGGAUUAGAGGGAGGAGCACCUGAACCAAUGACACCAAGUGGAGUAGCUCCAAAUCAAGCACAACUACGUAUUGUUAAAGAAACUGAACUGAGAAUCGGAAAAAUAUUAGGCUCUGGUGCGUUUGGGACUGUUCAUAAUGGGUAUUGGAUACCUGACUUGGCACCACGAGAAAAAGUUCGAGUACCUGUAGCCAUUAAAGUUUUGAGAGAUGAAUCUUCUCAAGUAGCUAGCAACGAAAUAUUAGAUGAAGCAUUUGUGAUGGCAUCUUGCGAGCAUCCAAAUCUCGUUCGUCUUCUCGGUAUAAGUUUAUCUCAACAAAUCAUGCUUAUAUCUCAAUUGAUGCCACUGGGAAAUUUACUUGAAUACGUACGAGACAAUAAAGAUAAUAUUGGUUCUCAGACAUUAUUGAAUUGGUGUUUACAAAUUGCAAAGGGUAUGUGCUAUCUAGCUGAAGAAAAACAUCUUGUGCAUCGAGAUUUGGCAGCAAGAAAUGUUUUAGUAAAAUCACCGAACCAUGUCCGAAUCACUGAUUUUGGACUGGCUAAAUUAUUGGACGUCAAUGAAGAUGUUUACAGAGCUGAAGGUGGUAAAAUGCCAAUAAAAUGGUUGGCACUUGAAUCUAUACAGCAUCGGCUUUUCACGCAAAAAAGCGACGUGUGGAGUUUUGGUGUAACCGUAUGGGAACUCAUGACAUUCGGCAAAAAGCCUUAUGAAAAUGUACCAGCAAGGGAAGUUCAUACAUUACUAGAACGAGGAGAGAGAUUGGUACAACCAGCAACGUGUACAAUAGACGUUUAUAUGCUGAUGAUCAAAUGUUGGACAGUGGAUCCAGACUCAAGGCCCACGUUUAGAGAGCUUGUUGAAGAUUUUGGAAAGAUGGCGAGAGAUCCAUCAAGAUAUCUUGUUAUUGCAAACGAUGGCAGUCUCCCAGCAUUACCAAGUCCCACCACAUCAGAAUUUUUCCGAUCAUUAAAGCAUGAAGAAGGAGAUGACUUUCCGUUACAAGACGCAGAAGAAUAUUUACAUCCUGAUAAUUUCGACUCAGCAACAGCGAAUGGAGGACACUUCCCCCUUCAACCGGCACCAGUUACUGCGCAGUGGAGAAAACAGCACGCUGAUCCAAGGCAUUUUGGACUGUCUGGUAGAUUUGCGGCAUCUCAAUCAUCCAGUGCUGCCGAUAGCCGACUUGACUCCGCAGUAACAGUGUUGACAAGUCUUCCAAGUGAAAGUGCUUAUCCUAACGGAUGCAGUACUCCGUUCGGCAUGCACACUCCCGGUAUAAAUAUGACACCGAGGUCGACGAGAGAAGGAAACGGAUUCCCUGCUUUCGGUCGAUCAAGCAAUAGAAUGUCACGUGAUCAGGUACCAGGCACAAGUGGAAUGAACAGUCUUCAUCCACUAACGAUCGGUCCUAGAACGCAAAGUGAUUCAUCCGAUGUCUUCCUUAAUACUCCUUCCGCGCAGCCAAAAGAUAAUCCAUGGGAGAUUGCAAAUGGUCACGAUCACCAUGUCAAUCCACGUGCGAGAGAAGAUAGUGCCACGACUCGAUAUUGUAUGGAACCUAUUCUAGCGCGACAAGAAAGUCGGCCCAACGGAGCUCAAAAUAGACGACAUGAAAGUAUGCAAGAAGACGAAGAUGGUUAUCUUGAGCCAACUACAGAUCCUAUUAAACGAAAUUCAGAUUACCUCGAGCCUAUUUCGUUUCCAUCCACGUCUUCUGGUGCAACAUCUCAAAGUCCUGUCUUCCACAGAGUUAACAACGGCAGUAUCGCAAGAUCAGGAAAGAAUCCUCUUACUGCUAAAUUAUCACUUGGUAUGGAAAAUCCAGAAUAUGAACCGACUUUUACUCCUUCCACAGCUCGAGUUGGUAACGGCUUCUACAGUGGAAUGCAUAAUUUAUUAGGAGCAAGAUCUUCCAUACCAGUAACGGACGAUGAUGGUUACGAAGUUCCAAUGGCGGGUGGUCAAAAACCAAAUAACCACUAUCCAAUUACAGUGGAUUCAAGAAGGUUGUCCACUGAAUACGAGAAUAUCGAUAUAUCAACAGGGAUGCCGGAUGUUUCAAGAGAAUUAGAAGAAGAUGAACACGGAUAUUUGGCAGUGAAUAAAACAUCCUUGCUACCAAGACGAAGGGAUUCUCACAGCGGAGAAAGUACUUCGUCUGAAAAACGAGAUUCCGGAAUGCAGUCAGAAGGCGAUGAAGAAGUACCAUUAAAACCAGGUGCAAAAAACGGAAAGGCAGCCGGCGACGUUGGCGCUAACGUCACAAACGAGGGUAAAAACCGGGGUCAAGUGGCGGCCCCAUUUCACCCCGAGUCGUCGGGCACUGCAGCAGACUACUUCUCAAACAACGCCACCCCCGAAAGAGGAUUCAAUUUUAAUAAACCCAAAGCCAACCCACAUCACUCUGUGGAUAAUCCGAAUUAUGAGCUUCUGGAGAACAUGACAAACGGUGGAUUUGAACCCAUGUCAGAAUUUAAACCGAUGGUGAGUAGAACCAAUUCCCAAGAUCCUUGGUCGACGAAUAACAACCCAUUCCCUGAUUUCCUCGACGAUUCUGUCACAUCAAAACGAAAUCCUAUGGAUAUAAACUUGAAUUGUGAUGGGCUGGACGAUAAUAUAUUUGUUACACCUGAGUCGAGAAGGCGGGGUACGGCUAAUGUAAAAGCGCUUGUUGGAGGCGGAGAAGACUUCGACGAUAUUUUUAUCACUCCCGAAACAAAGCGACGAAACAUAUCAAAUGGGGAAAUGCCCCAAGAUCCCGAUGGUAUGUUGGGUAAAAGCGUACCAAGGACAUAUUCUGAACCAGAUAGCGGGGUUGGUAUAGAAAUGGGUAUUGACAACGCUUUAUAUCAUAGACUGGGUAGCUCUGGUUGGGACGCAUCCGAUUAAUCGUUGGUCAAAUAUGUUCCGAACAUAAAUUUUCUCUUGGGGUUUAACUUGUAUGAGAUUAAUACACAAACAUCCAUUCUGGUGGAGUUGUGAGUGAUGAUGACAUCAUAGGAGUGAUGUCAUCAAUAUGAGAUUCGCGUUCGAGCUGAAGAGAAAUUAAAAAUACGUACUAAACUUGAAGUCCGUGUUGUUGUAAUACUUCUAAGGUCAUUUUUGUUUAUAUACAAGUUGUAUAUGAUCAAUUGAGACAGUUUAACGUGUGAGAUUUCUGGGAAAAGUGUGAAACUGUAGAGCUAACAUUUUAAAAUCAAAUUUUGCUGCAUCGCCAAAUUUCACGCCAAAAACGAUACAGAGACAAUUUAUGAUCGUGAAAUAACUGUAACCAAUAUUUCAUUUCGUUUUUGUUUACAUUUUGAACUAACUAACUAAUUGUAUCAUUAUUUUGGGAGUUUUUUCACUCGGAAGAAGAACAUGCUAUUAAAUACAAAAUAGUGUUUUCAUUCGCCUCAUUCGGUGUCAAUUUUGUCAAAACCAAGUUGAAUGAUAAAAGUCAAAAUAAUUUAUUUUUGCUAUGUGUUCUGUCGUAGAACAGAAAAACAAGAUUCAUUUAUCGAUCUUUUGUUUGGCCAACCAAGUCAUACUUUUCCCCAGAAGAUACAACACUACGGAGGCGCGAAAAAUCACUGCCAGUUCCGUCCAGAAUAUAUUGCUUUUAUUAUUAUUUUACUAUUGAAUUUACACUUUCUAUCGUCAACUUUAUGGAGCCAUCUGACCUCUUGUCACAACAUAUAUUUUGAUCGGGUUAUUCACGAAUAAGAAAAAUGAAUUAAAUUGGUAUGCAGUUGGCCAAAGCUAAAUAUACAUCUGAUCGUGUAUAACCCGAUGACAAAAUUAUGUGAAAAUGACGUCACCCUUAUACUAUGUACAGUACCUUAUAUGAAUUAUAUUUUCGUCCAAAGCUUUUUUGUUGGUGCUUAUAUGUUUUAUGUGCGUUUUGUCUGUGUUGUGACGUAAAACUUGUAUGCCACGUGAUCAUUCUACGUCAUAAUGUGUCAAUUUUUUUUAUUAAUUUUGGUUUAAACAAGUGUUUCUGCGUACGUGGCUGGCGACACGACAAAGCAUGAUUUUAUUAAUAUACCAAUAAAUUGAUUGACCGCCACCGAUUACAUAAUUCGCACUCAUGUAACAUUUCAUAAACCCGGAGAUAACUUAGUAAUAGUUCACAAAGUUCCAUUUUAUCCUGAAAAUAUAUUCCGUUCCCACGUGUUCCAAAGCCGUAUUUUCAAAAUAUUUUUGACAGUGUGAAAAUUUUCAACAACCCGCAGGAAAAAUAAAAUAAAACAAUUUUGUAAAAUCACACUUUCCA
Styela clava is the source of this 6799-nucleotide messenger RNA. RefSeq names its product receptor tyrosine-protein kinase erbB-4-like. Lineage: Eukaryota; Metazoa; Chordata; Ascidiacea; Stolidobranchia; Styelidae. Gene Ontology annotation, biological process: protein phosphorylation; positive regulation of cell population proliferation; positive regulation of kinase activity. Gene Ontology annotation, molecular function: ATP binding; transmembrane receptor protein tyrosine kinase activity. The record is from RefSeq and is a predicted model, not a curated record. Gene Ontology annotation, cellular component: signaling receptor complex; basal plasma membrane; plasma membrane.